Messenger RNA from Phanerochaete carnosa HHB-10118-sp, 696 nucleotides. RefSeq lists its product as uncharacterized. Lineage: Eukaryota; Fungi; Basidiomycota; Agaricomycetes; Polyporales; Phanerochaetaceae. The annotation marks the transcript as partial. The transcript has 4 exons. The record is from RefSeq and is a predicted model, not a curated record.
GAUGCCCCCAAACCGACCGAUAGAGCGGUCCUUGCCAUGGAACGACUUAAGAUCAGCCGGUAGUAUAAAAGGGCUAAGUAUAGAGGAAACUGAAGCAUUGCGUGGCGCGAUACCUGAUGCAGCCGAACAUUAUUUCCCUAAAAAUGCACCCUGGAGUGAGCAGUCUGCCAAAGACAUAGUCGCAUUCUUGGAAGGGAUUGCGAAGAAGCUGCCGUUCUUGCAGCGGUACAAGAACGCCUGGCCCGCGGAGGGCUGCAUGCGGAGAUGUCUGACGCAGCGCAGGGGCGUAAUGCGUAAGACUCAGAAUCAACCUGAGCCAAAGCCUAGCAACAGCGUACCGCUGCGGCGGCCCACCAGGGGCCUUAAUGCUGCGCAGCCGGCGGCACCUAGAAGAAACCGACAGAUCCCCCAAAUGCCAGCACCUGUGGUGUCUCCCAUGGUCCACUCUGGGGCUCCCAAUGGUGAGGCGUUUGUGCGGGCGUUCCUCCUGUCAACUCACCCUGCGAUGGACCAUCUCACAUUUGUCUUCAUUCACCAUGGUGUCAUUGAUGGUGUUUGCCUGGAAGUGCUGGCAAAACGGUCAGAAAAAGAACAGAAAAAUUUCCUCCAGACAGAUUUGGGGCUUAAUGCGAUGCAGGCCUUGGUUAUCCGGCGCGCGUUAUCCGAAAUGUGAUUAUCUACUCUAGCGAAUGUUAU